UACUAUGAUGACGCCUAUUGACGCCUGAGGCUGUUUGGUGUGAUUAUGCAUCAUUUAGUGACAACAUUGAUUUCACUGGAGCGCGUUUAGAGUUUAUAAAUGGCCCAUAAAAAUCUAUGUCGUAUUACAAACGACUUUUUCGAAGCAAUAAACGAAGGCGGAAGUGUCUGUCAGUAAAUGCUGUUGCGGUGCCUGUUCCACUCUCUGGUGGCGGCAGCGCGGCUUUAUGCGCAGGGUGUAUCCUCUGUUUGUAAAUCAGGAAGUUGGCUCAUGCUUGCCCCUCCUUUAUUUCGGUUUGACCGCGGUUGAUGGGGACAGACGACUAGAAGCUGAGUGGCCGUUUGUCGGAACGAUCUCCAGCCGUCCACCGGCUAGCUGCGGUCCUGCCUGGGAAUGGCUAACUCCACAGACCUCCUUGAGCCAGGUACCAAAUCUGAAGGUGGAGACAAGGGGCACUCGGACUAUACUCUCCUGUCCAUCUUGCCCGUUUUCUUUCUCUUGGGCUUGGUCGGGGUGGUGAUCUGCCAUGUCUUGAAAAAGAAAGGCUACCGAUGCACCACGGAGGCCGAGGGUGCUGAAGAGGAGGUUUUCGAGGAAGAGAAAGAUCCUGAACUGGGCGGAGAGAUGAACGACACAUUCAGUGAUAACAAUGACACAGUCGGACAGAUUGUGACUUUCAUCAUGAACAAUGAAGCAAAUUCAGACGCCCUGAAAGCCAUGGUUCACGAGACCAGCAUCGAUUCUGAUGGUCCUCCUCUCACCCCCGUCUCCCCCACCUCGCCGACGCCGCCGCUGACCCCCGUGUCGCCGGGCGCGCCCGCGGCCGCCGCCAAGCACACCUGCAGCCACCUGCACACCAUCGGCGGCGCCAGCGGCCACAAGAACAUCUGCAUCCGCUGCAACCAGAAGAAGUGGCCGCUGAUGAGGAAGCCGUCGACGCACAGGGCGGAGCCGCGGCGCAGCCACCACGGGGAGGUCACGGUCCUCGCCGUCGGCAGGUUUCGGGUGACAAAGUGUGAUAAACCUGUCAGGGAGAGGCGAACUCUGCUCAGUUCUGACUCCAAUGGGGCUGUUCCUGCUUCGUCCACGGAGGCGGAACCCAGGAACCGGACAACAUCGGAGACAGAAAACCUGAACACAGAGAAACGGUAGAAAUCCAGGUUUCCACCGACAUGGCUGAACAUCUGGACAUUUCCCAAACCCAAAUGAGAACAUUAGAACAUGAGCAAAGAGCGAACCAGAGGCGCAGAUUCGGUGCGGGAGUCGUCCCUCCACGUGGUCACGACACACAGGGAGUGUUGCUGGCGAAGAGAAGCAGUGGUUCAGCAGUUUAAUAACUAGACAGGGGUAAGGUGUGUGUGUGUUUCUGGUAGCAGCUCACAUACAUAUUGUCCUGUGUUACAUAGAGGGGCCCCUGGCGAUGUCACGGAGGCCUGAACCAGGGCUCUCCCCAAAUGAACUUAUUAUGUGGUCCAUGAUGUGCGCUCAAAACCACAGCGUCAGUCAGUAAAUUACAAAAUGAAGCCUCCAGGUAAAGAGGAAGAAGAGGAGGAAGAAGGAACAACCUGAUCCAGCCACAGAGCCAGGAAGUAGACGACGGAUGUGUUUAUUAUGAGACGCCAUAAGAGAAAAGCCGCUCUAAUCGCCUGCUGCAACGGCGUGAACGUGAUGUCAAGAUGUUCCCUGUCAUCAGCGAGAUGAAGCCUCACGGCCUCACGCGUUGUCGGGUCAGCGUGUCUGCCUUUAAAAUGCAUUAGCUCUUUAUUAGAGUUGCUUUUUCAAAUUGACCUCUAGUAGAACAUAAAACAUCAUAAAUCAAAUGAGCUCUAAUAUUCAGAUCCAGCGGGCACAAAGUCCAACUUGGAGCCUUUAAAAGCUGCAUUUAUUGUUUUGGUUUAUAUCUCAGAUGUAUUUUACAUCAUUGAUAUAUUUAUAUGUAGGUUUGUGUCUGAUAUUGUUGGCUCAGGUCCGGUUUCUGUUGCUGCAGAAUGCUCCACUUCCAUCUCCAGGUAGCUGCUAAUGCUAAUCUGCCACGCUGCAGGUAACACUCGGAGGAGUGAGAACAGAGACGUGAGAAGACAGAUUCUGAGUUUGACACAAGUGGCCCCCUUUUAAUUUCACAUCUUACCUAAUCAGUUGUGAACCGAAGGAAUCUAGACUGGUGCAACUAUAAGUUAUGAUGCUGCAUGAAGAAAAGUGUACAGUCUUUUUAAGAAUUUGUUAAAAUGUAUCCUUGAUACCAAAACUAUAGUUUUAAAUGCAUUUUAUUAUUAUAUUGCAAAUAUACUGUAUAAUAGGACGUAUAUUAAAGGAACAGACAUUUAACUAGCUUCAAAGCAAAUUUCCUGUAAUUAUUCAUUUUAAUCGAUCUUGUGUGUGAAGGCAAAACUCAACUGAAGCCACUUAAUUUAAGUCUGGAUUAAUCGUGUUACCUUGAGCUGCCUUCAUCAUUGUACAAGCGACUUAAUGUAAGGAUCUCCAGCAGGAUGUAGUGCCUUUCAUUCGGUAGAAUGUUUUAAAGUCUGGCAACGGCUCAGCAAACUGGAAGGUUGACGACGUUAAUGAGCGUUUACAGCAAACGCGUCAUGUCUGUGUUGAAUGUUAUCUCCACAAACACUUUAAGUUUGACUUUAAAUGUGCACGAGGGAGAAAGAACGUGCAAAACGGCCACACCUCAAAGCGUAAUGGACUUGUUGUCCUACUGAGGAGCAUGAGUCCUAGUUCUGAGUUCAUGAGAACCAUUAUCAACCCUUGUCGUGUGAUUUGUGGCUCUUUGGACGGUGAAUCAUGCAAAAACUGGAAGCCUUCACUUUCAUAUAAAUCAUCACACUGAGUCUGAAAUCAGCAGUUUACCUCAACGUAAAGCCACUGAUGGCAGCUAAGGUCCCAGUGAAGAGCCUUUAUCUGACGAGGAGACGACAGACACACAGUAAAAACUGCAUAAACACACGUUUGUGUUUGUUUUGGCUGUUACCUUUCUUUCCUGGUUUUAUUGGCUGUUUAAAGUGAACGGGGGCGGAGCCUGCUCUGAUUCACAUUCAGAUUUAAUGUAUAUGCAGCAUGUGUCGACAUGAGAACAGAAGCAUGGCCCACAGUCUGAAGCAGCCACGUUUGGGGGAAAAAGUAAAUCUCUAUGACUCAACAUUGAGAGAAAAAGUAAAAUCUUUGAAGUUUUUCAAUUUGUGACAUUCAAUAUUUAUUUUUAUGCCUGCACUUUUGACAAUACCCAGAACAAAUCAAGUGUCUACCUCUUUUGUGGAAGAAGUGAGCGACAUCGAGGCUGAAGUCGGAACGCUUGACCCACACCGGAGACUCUCGCGUCUCUUCCAGCUUCUGCUGCUUUGAGUUUGACCCUUUUCCAAAUCUGUAUGUGCUCCUGUGUGUGAGCGCGUCCCUCCAGAGACUCUCGUGAGGCGAGAUGCGAUCAGCCUCGCGUUCAGCCUCAAUCAAAGCAUGUACGCGUUCAUUGUGCCUCCGUUUUUAAACGUACCUUUUGUUGUUCACAUUUUUGGGACCGUGCUUUGUUUUUAUUGUUAUUGUCAUGCCAAAAUAAAAGCAAAUAAACAUGACUGCUACUACACAUCAA
Betta splendens (Siamese fighting fish) is the source of this 3586-nucleotide messenger RNA. It is a transcript of the gene rell1, whose product is annotated as RELT like 1. NCBI's taxonomy places the organism in Eukaryota, Metazoa, Chordata, Actinopteri, Anabantiformes, Osphronemidae. Gene Ontology annotation, cellular component: plasma membrane. Gene Ontology annotation, biological process: positive regulation of p38MAPK cascade. The transcript is spliced from 8 exons. Bases 394 to 1152 code for a protein of 252 amino acids. The record is from RefSeq and is a predicted model, not a curated record.